Nerophis lumbriciformis (worm pipefish) is the source of this 948-nucleotide messenger RNA. NCBI's taxonomy places the organism in Eukaryota, Metazoa, Chordata, Actinopteri, Syngnathiformes, Syngnathidae. The record is from RefSeq and is a predicted model, not a curated record.
AUGCGCUACAUGUGGGCGCGCGAGCACUACAAGAACGGCGUCAACAACAACUGGACGCCGGAAGAGAUCUCGAUGCAGAAGGACGUCGAGCAGUGGAAAUCAGACCGCGUACUGUCGAACACCGAGCGCCGGCUGAUCCUCUGGAACCUGGGCUUCUUCUCAACUGCCGAGUCGCUGACCGCCAACAACAUCGUGCUGGCGGUCUACAACCACGUCACCAACCCGGAGUCGCGCCAAUACCUGCUGCGCCAGGCUUACGAGGAGGCGGUCCACACCGACACCUUCAUCUACUGCUGCGACACCCUCGGUCUCGACCCGGACGAGAUCUUCAACAUGUACGAGACCAUCCCCUCGAUCAAAGAGAAGGAUGACUUCGUCGUCGAGAUCACCCAGACUGUGUUCGACCCGGCCUUCACCACCGAAGGUACCGAGAACAUCCAGCGCUUCGUCCGCGACCUGGUGGGCUUCUACGUCAUCAUGGAGGGGAUCUUCUUCUACGCCGGAUUCGCCAUGAUGCUGGCGCUCAAGCGGCAGAACAAGAUGGUCGGCAUCGGCGAGCAGUUCGAGUACAUCAUGCGCGACGAGUCGAUCCACCUGGCCUUCGGCUGCGACCUGAUCAGCACCAUCAAGGCCGAGUUCCCGGAGUGCUGGACCGAGGAGUUCAAGAACGAGAUCAUCCUCUUGAUCGACCGCGCCGUCGAGCUCGAGCAAGCCUACGCCUACGACGCCUGCCCCGAAGGCCUGUUGGGCAUCAACGCCGACCAGUUCGCCGAAUACGUCGAGCACAUCGCCGACCGCCGCCUCGAGCGCCUCGGCCUCGGCAAGCGCUACAACAAAGAAAAUCCCUUCCCCUGGAUGUCCCAAGCCACCGACCUGGCAAAAGAGAAGAACUUCUUCGAAACCCGGGUCACCGAGUACCAGAUCGGGGCAUCGCUAGACUGGGAUUGA